UUCGAGAAAUUGUAGACCCCGUUGUCGAAAGUCUCACACAAAGAGAGGAUAACUAACCGCCCGUAAAUACAAGCCGACAUUACAUUUGAGAGAGAUUCGUGUAUCCAAAACAAACGAAAUACGCGAAUGGUCGCUUUUAAAACCUAAGAAUUAUAGAUUUAAAGUAUGAUGACUGGGUUUACAUGUUGGUAAAAGAAGAAGCUGAGGUUGCAUAUUUUGGACUAACGUUUCCAGAGGAAUCCGGACCAAGGAAAAACGUGAAAGGCAGACACAGAAGGAAUUAUGUGAGCCAAUAUUGGGUUUAAAAAUCCCUUGUUUUGCGCGUGGCAAUUUCAACGAUGUAUAUUUUCCAGAUAAGCGGUAACCUGGUCGGACUGAGGCAAGUUUUAAGCGCGUAAUGCGCGUGGUCUUUUAUCGAUAUGUCAGCUGUUGCAUUCCGUUAGGUUAUUUUUGUAACCUACUUCGGUCGUAAAGAUGAUAGCCUACUUUAUAGGCUGCCUUCCCUUUUCUCCAAAAAUGUCGUGAUUUUGAGAAUAGCUCAGUGAGUCCUGGAUGCAACAAUGUGGCCAACUGCAGUUGGAGUUUAUUGUAACUUGCCAUCAUCUGUAGACUUGCGGAUUGCAACUUAUAUAGCGUAGCUCCGGCUACAGUAAAUUCGGUUGCAUUCCUUUUUAUUGUAUUUACAGUGAACGCUAUCAAUAUAAAUAUGGAUUUAGAUCGAUUGGUACACUAACUGGGGAAAAAAUACAUAUUUAUUUGAUGGCUUUUUCCGUCGUUGGUAGAUAUUUUGACCGGGUUUCCACUCAUCGUAUAGUGCAGCUCACUCAGGAGGAAUGCGGUUUGAUAGAUGAAAGACUAGAACCCCUUUCCACCACGAAUCUGGAACGGGACAAAGACUCGAACCAGCGGACUAUUCCGGGCACAUUGGGCUGCUCGUGUAAUCGCCUGGUGGUCGACACCAACUCGGAAGAUCCAGCUUUUUGAGGAUUCAACACUUUAGCCCAACAGUGGAAUAUAAUAAUAUUUUAUUCACUUUCGUCUGGUAAUAUUCAUCCUGUCGUGUCAGGCGAAUGGCUAUGUAAACUGUGACCAGGCAGGCAGGUAUGCAGUUGAACCGACCUAAGAGCGCUUUAGUGUCGGUGACCCCGGAGACUGCUGCCAGUACCAGUUCCUUCUCAAGCCAGUAUAAAACAAUGCGCUUCUCCUACCACAUCAUCAGCGGCAUGCCAAGUCCCCAACCGCCACUGCGCAGGAUACGCCCAUCAUCCUCCAGCCCUGGGCUCAUGACUAAAAGCCUGUCUCUGGAGCCGGGUUCCCCCGGAGUCUGCCUCGGGGGCAAUGACGACAACCCCGACACGCAGACACAGACCCCUCGCCUCAGCUCGGACCCCGGGCCGACAACCUCCCAUCCCCUGACCUCCGGGCCUCUGGGACUGUAUGAACCCCUGCUGCACUCCACUGGACAUGGCUGCCACGGAGGAGACGAUAACGGAGGAACUCAAGAGGUGCCCUCCACCACCCCAAAGACCCGCCCUCCCUUGCCUGGCCCUAAACCACAAGUGCCCCCAAAGCCUCCUCAUCUGCAGCAGAGUGCUGGUGCUGCUAGGCCCCGCCCUCGUGCACCGGACAAGCCCCUCCCUCCACCUCCGCCUUGCAGACCUCUGCCUACAGACCCCAGAGGGGGAGGAGCCUGCCGAACCCCGACACUCCCCCGCGCAGAAGGAAGCUCCUCCCCCACCGCCUGCGUGCUCUCCCUGAUUGAGAAGUUUGAGAGGGAGCAGAUCAUUGUGGUACCUGAUAUCACAGGAGCGGCUCUCUGCAGCCCCAGGGUCCCUGGGACCGGACUGUUAGGGGCCCCGGUCUCUCCCCCAGCCUCAGAGCUACUUCUAGGCUGUCUCCCCCUGUCUUGCCCCCCUGAUUCCUCUCCAGAGCCCCAGGAUCUGCCCCAGGUUCUGCCCCAGGAUCUGCCCCAGGGUCUGGCUGUGUUGGCUGAUGUGGUGUUGGGGGGGGGGGCAGGGGACGCAGAGGAGCCAGCAGCCAGUAUUGACCAUGACAACGAUGACAACGAUGAUGAAUUAGGACCGUCCUGCUCUGCUUCCGACAAGCGCCUGUCCAUGGAGUCCGGCUACAGCGCCUCGGAAAAACUCUCAGACGCUGUGGAGAUGAGAGAGCAGGUGGGCUCAGAGUCAGAGAGCCAAUCAGAGAUCCCUUCAGACCACUUGUCCCUCCCCCAGCCGCAGACUGACGGCAAGCUGGCCAAUCGGGACUCUGGCAUCGAUAGCAUCAGCUCUCCGUCCCACAGUGAGGAGCUGUGUUUCGCGGGAGAAGAAGACCGGAUCAUCUAUCCCUGUAGCCCCGCCCUCACGCUGCCACGCCUCUCCAGCUCCUCCUCCUGCAGCUACACGGAGGGACCUGGGGGAGAGGGGGCGUCGGCUGAGGGUGGGAGGGAUUCGGAGGGAGACAGUGACAUGGAGGAGGGCAGCGGGGACGAGACCGUGGACCUCCAGCCUCUGGCGCUGGUCCUGCCACAGACGGAGAGACAGGAAUCUGUGGAGAUGUCGGUGCAGCAGCGUGUGUUCAACAUAGCCAACGAGCUCCUCCACACGGAGAAGGCCUACGUAUCACGACUUCACCUCCUCGACCAGGUCUUCUGCUCUUCCCUGCUGGAGGAGGCCCGCUCCCGCUCUUCCUUCCCCCUGGAUGUGGUCAUGGGCAUCUUCUCCAACAUCUGCUCCAUAUACUGUUUCCACCAGCAGUUCCUGCUCCCAGCCCUGGAGAAACGCAUGGAGGAGUGGGAUUUGAACCCGCGUAUCGGGGACAUCCUGCAAAAGCUAGCCCCCUUCCUGAAGAUGUACGGGGAGUAUGUGAAGAACUUUGAUCGGGCCAUGGAGCUGGUCAACACCUGGAUGGAAAGGUCGUCCCAGUUCAAAGCCAUCGUCCAUGGCAUCCAGAGGGAGGAGCGUUGCGGCAACCUGACCCUGCAGCACCACAUGUUGGAACCCGUCCAGAGGAUCCCUCGCUAUGAGCUGCUCCUCAAGGACUACCUGCACCGUCUCCCUGACGACCACAACGACUUCAAAGACGCACAGAAAUCUCUGGAGUUGAUCGCCACUGCUGCUGAGCAUUCCAACGCUGCAAUCAGAAAGAUGGAGCGUAUGCGUAAGCUGCUGAAGGUGUAUGAGUUGUUGGGGGGUGAAGAGGACAUUGUCAACCCCACUAAUGAACUCAUCAAAGAAGGGCACAUCCUCAAACUGUCAGCCAAAAACGGCACCUCCCAGGACAGGUACCUCAUACUGUUCAAUGAUAGGUUACUGUACUGUGUUCCUAAGUUGCGGUUGAUUGGUCAGAAGUUUGGGGUGAGAGCCCGUAUCGACGUGGAUGGGAUGGAGCUGAAGGAGACCAGCAGUAUCAACGUUCCCAGGACGUUCCUGGUAUCGGGAAAACAGCGUUCCCUUGAACUGCAGGCCAGGACUGAGGAGGAGAAAAAGGACUGGAUCCAGGCAAUCCAGGCCACCAUCCUGAGACAUGAGCAAACACUGGCCACCUUCCACCAUCUGAACUGUUCUCUACGAGAUGAAGACUACACCCCGCCCAACUCUCCGAACUGUUCAGAACUGGGAACGCGUGCCCCCACUCCAAUCCGGGAGAAGGAGGUGACUCUGUGUAUGAAGUGCCAGGAGCCGUUUAACUCCAUCACCAAGAGACGUCACCACUGCAAGGCCUGUGGACAUGUGGUGUGUGGGAAGUGUUCUGAAUUCCGGGCCCGUCUCCUCUACGACAACAACAGGGCCAACAGGGUGUGUAUCGACUGCUACACCACUCUGGUGGGGGCACACCCCUCCCCUGCCUGCCUGACCAGCAGUGUCAGAAGACGCUCCAUACUGGAGAAACAAGCAUCAGUCGCAGCAGAGAACAGUGUCAUGUGUAGUUUCUUACAUCACAUGGAGAAGGGGGGAGGAAGAGGCUGGCAAAAGGCCUGGUUCAUCAUCCCAGAGAAUGAACCACUGGUGCUCUACAUAUACGGGGCUCCUCAGGAUGUCAAAGCCCAGCGCUCUGUCCCACUGAUUGGCUUUGAGGUCUCACUUCCUGAGUCAUGUGACCGGCUGGAACGCCGCUUUGCCUUCAAAAUCAGCCAAUCACACCUUACACUCUACUUCAGCGCAGAUGGGGAGGAACUCCAGCGCCGCUGGAUAGAGGUCCUAUCACGUGCAGGGAGAGGGGAGGAGCUACAGGCUCAUGGUUUAAUCGCAGAGGCCCUAGAAGAGGAAGGGGAGGAGUCUGCCACUUUGGGAGAGAAUACGUGAUUGGUUAGGAGUACAGUCGGCAUUACAUCAUCCGUUGUAUACACUUACAACCCACGCACAGUUUAAAACGUACCCAGAUACACACACGCAGAUUCACAUAGACAUUCUCUCUCACACACACAGACACACACAGACACACACAGACACACACAGACACCGAUUCAGACAUGAAGAUUCUCUUACUUACACACAGGUACAUAUACACAUAUUUUCUUUCACACACACACACACUUCUGUAUGUAAUGUCAGUGAUCAGUCAGUUGCAUGAUAGUAUCUACAGGUCAGUUUCUCUCAGUCCGUGUUUUGCUCAUCUAGUGUUUGCAACAACAACAAAAACUGCCAAAAGUCAAGUUUCGCUCUCCUCCUCCCUACCCCGAAGAAGUACAGUAUACAACAAUGAUGUGUGUUCCAGUGAAUAGAUUCCCCUUCAGUCAGACAUUUACAUUGUGUGUCACAGUGAAUUGCUUCCCUCCGGGCAGACAUUUUACAGUCAUUCGUUCUGAGCCACAGAACACAGUGUUUCUCCCUGCCAUCUCUCUCUAUCAUGCCAAAUUGACGACGUGUUGUUUAGAAUGUUGCGUGGUUGCCAUGGUGUCUGGGUGUUCUGAUAGUUCAGGUGUCUGGGAGUCAGUAACUGUCCAAUUGGAGGAACAGAAUAACUCCACCGAAGCCUGUUAGACACACUAGGGGUUGUGUCUCUGUUUGGAUUGACUGUUUAGCUGAUGGUUAUCCAGUCAGUUAUUUUUCUUCCUGAUGCCAUAAGAUGUUCCUAAAGGGCUGAGCUGGACAGUGUUGGAAAGUGGCAAUGGACCGGGGGCUAACAGAAACAGACAGACAGACAGACAGACAGACAGAUGGCUGAGGAGUAGUGAACAGAAAUCAAGAUGUCUGCAUGCUCCAGCGUCUCCCACCCACUCUCGUCUGCCCUGGGAAAUGGUUUAAUGUCUUACAGACUCCAUGUUGAAUACCUUCUUCAAACACUCUCCACGAUCAGCUGUGUAGAAUUUACUAUAUGGAAUUUAAAACUGUCCCUAUUUUUCCCACACACCUUUCUAGUUGUUUCCGGCGUAGACCUUAGAAAGUGUCUUCUCUGCAUACAGGGUAUUGCUACGUUACCACAGGAAUUUUUUAAAAGACGGUUUAGAAAGAUUCAAAAUUCUGAAUAUUUUGAACUAAUCUUAAAUGAAUUCACUCCAAGCCCAUGGUAUCUCAAGAACCAGAGACCAGCAUUGAAUAGAGGGAUUUAACCAAUCUUUAACUCAAAGCAUUUGUAAUUCAAAGCAGAUAUUUAGUGCCUGUCAGGAUCUUUCUGACUCCCUAAAGCCGAACCUAAAAUUAGCUCAGCACUCCCUUUGGUGCGAGACAACACUUUCCAACCGUCCCACCUAGUGGAGAAACCUAGUAUUACAAUCAGAGCCUCUACAGUGGAUAGCAAAAGAGAUCUCGUUCAGUUGGUCCUGGAGAGGAUGUAUAAAUGUGUACACUAGUGGAAUAGAGGACUGUCAAAAAACAUUUGUUAUCUUUAAACGUGGCAAUAUAGCUAAAGUUUGUUAUUUCACAGGUUGUUUAUGAUGUAAUAAUGAACCCCUGCUAAGCUUUGAGAACAUCUAUGUUCAUCCCAGAUGAUGUGUACAGGCUACAGUAGAUGAGAUCUGUGAUUUGGUUGUGUGUGAGCGAGCGUGUUGUGUUUACAAUAGAAAGAGAGAGGGGGGGGAGAAAGAAUGUGAACGGAUUUCAGAAAAUGCUUGUGUUUGUAUUAUCAGUGUUAUCUCUGACUUUAGGAGAGUGUUUUGAUAGUUAUUACAGAGAACAGAACUAUAUAUAUAUGAAACAGCAGAAAUGUGGGAUAAAAGGUGUUUUGAUGAAUCAGGGUUAUGUUUGUGUAUGUUCAUGAUGCCAGUGAAACGAUGGUUAGUAAUGAAACAUUUUAAAUGCAUUUGUAUUGUAAAUAUAAUUUAUUUUCUUCCCGGACAACUUUUGUGGGUGAGGUGUAAGCCUAUCAGUGUCAUUGCUAUCUUGUUGGUGUCUAGAUUGGACUUGGCCACCUUUCAGAUUUGCCUGAAUGUCUGUAUGACAGUUCUCCAGUUCAUGUUUCCUAAUCGGAAUUAGCCCAUUUUCUUAUAUGUUUGUGCUGUCAUGCCAACUCGUCCAUGUUAGACAGCACAAAGUGAUCUGGGAACAGGCUAACCUGACACAUUCUGUUUUUUUAUUUUUAUUUCACAUCUCCUGAACUAGUAACUGAUCAAUGGGUGAACUCAAAGGUAUAUAUUAAGAAACAGCUAAAUAAUUGUUGGACUGACGCUGUUUUGCUCUUCUUGCUCUUCAUCUUGUGACAGAAACAUUCAUUAGUUUGACAGUUUCUCUGGAACCGACCGGAUCAAACAAGAUAUAGGGUGUUGUGUGUAAAUAUGUAUGUUCCCGUGUGAACUUGACUUGCCAUCCGUUAAGCUUCUGCCAAGCCUGGUCUCAGACCUGUUUGUGCUGUCUUGCCAACUCUGCGACAAUGGCCAUGGCAGAUUCAAAGACAGCGCAAACAGAUGAGGCACCAGGCUACCAUUUGCCCGCCCACUUCAUGUGCCAAGAACACUGAAUUAGAGUGUUGCUUUUCAAUCCCUCUUCCCCGUGGUGACACAUAGCACAGUGCCAGUAAUGUUGUGGUUUUGGGGAUUAUCUGAAGAGUGUUUCCCAAAGGCGGCUGGUGGCACUUUCUUUGGGGAGGACGGGUUCAUAUUUGAGGUGGGGCCGGAAUGAAUGCUAUCGAACACAUCGCACCCGUGGUUUCUUGUGUGUUUGAUAUCAUUCCAUUUGUCGUCGGGAGUCGUCCUCCCCUCGCCAGCCUCUGUUGGCUUCUGCCCUACUGACAGUUCAUUCAAGCCGCAGCAUGGACCUGUCAACAUGGCAAGACCUUCCAGGAGGUUUAUACAAUAUUAGUAUACUGGGACUAUCUACUUCCUGUCAAGAUGUCUCAAAUCUUUACCAUGGUAACUAUUGCUACCAUAGUAACCAUGACAACAUGCCUUAGAGAACACACUCGUACAGCUCCUCUGACAUAGUCUGUCUUUGUCAUGUUUUUACUCUAUGUUACCUCUGCUUUUUGCCAAAGUACCGUACAUUUGGGGACACAAUGAUACGAUUGAGGUUCUCAGUCCAUAUUUAUGUCUUUAUUUGUGUGUCAUAAAUUUUUUUAAUCUGUUGUAUGUAUUUAUUACUUUUUAUUUUUUUUACUCCGAAUUACCUGCCUGGUAUCCAAAAAUAUUUAAACUUCUGAGAAAUUGCAAUUCAACCAUUUUGAUUUCUUAAAGGACUGUGUAUACUUCUAGAAUAUUCAGUAAUUCUAUCUAUCUAGUUUGUACUUACCCUUGAUGCAUGAUAGAUUUUGAUUAAAUUUGGGUGUUUGUUUGUGUAGCAAAAAUACCUGUGUUCUGUUGUUUACAAACAGCUCCAGCUCUGCUACAAUUUCCCUGUGGAAUACACUGCAGUUACUACCAGAAAGAAACAUGAACGGCUUUGUUUUUUUAAUUUUUAAAAGUUGUUAUUUAUAAACAUUCAUUGUCUGAUUCUGUUUGUAACAUAACAUGUGAGGGCGUAAGGCGGGCUGCUGAACCAAUCCAGUACAGCUACGGUUUGCCUGUGUGUGAACCUUCAAUGCUACAUGAUUUUACAAACCACAAGGCUUUCCUGGAAAUGUACAGGAACGUGCUGGAACAUCCUGUGAACAGCAGUGAAACACCCCCGAACCAGCAAAAAGACACGAGAGUCUCUCAACCAGGGGUACAGUUUUAUACACACGUCUUACCUGUUUUACUGUAACAAUGGUGGCAGUGUAGACUUUUUCAGUGCAAACAUGUACAAAAGUGUUACUUCAAUGUUGAAGGGAGGCGUAUAUAGAAAUAUUACUUUAUAGGUUUAUACGCAUUGUAUGAGUGUUACUUUAUGAUGGAUGAGACGGACAGACAGACGGACAGACAGACGGACAAACGGACAGACGGAAAGACAGACAGAAACACAUAUGGAAGCUGUGUCCAGUUAGCAGUUAUGCACAAGUCUGCCUGACUGUCUGGCAGUACCUUGCAUCUUGUUGUAAAUUCCUCAAAGGCAGUGUCUGAAUAGCACUCUAUUCACUUAGUGAACAACUUGCCAAUUCGACGCAUGCUAAUUCUCUGGUGAGGGGAAAUGUAAAAUGAACCGUGAGUACAGUACAAAGAUCCUAGUCUUGUUCCAGUGAAACACAACAGCCUGGACACACAAAACACAUUUGCAGACCUAAAAACAUGCAAUUGUAGCUUUUUCAAAUAUGUUAUAGUCUUGCUAAGCCAAACGUCAUAAUGUGGCACAAAUAUUUCUUCUUUUUCGUGAAUUACAAAUCUGUAUAGGUUUUAUCGUCAACAGGAAUGAGUAUAACUGUUAUUCUAAUUGUUAUUCUGAUUAUUGUUAUUCCUAUUAAUAACAUUAGUGGCAGGCCACUGGGUAACAUUGUAUGUCGAAAUCCCAAUGAAAUCUGUGCAAGAUGAUGAAAUGUUUAUGAAUUAAAAAAAUAAAUAAAACAAA
Esox lucius (northern pike) is the source of this 8852-nucleotide messenger RNA. RefSeq names its product FYVE, RhoGEF and PH domain containing 1 (gene fgd1). NCBI's taxonomy places the organism in Eukaryota, Metazoa, Chordata, Actinopteri, Esociformes, Esocidae. Gene Ontology annotation, biological process: cytoskeleton organization; filopodium assembly. Gene Ontology annotation, molecular function: metal ion binding; guanyl-nucleotide exchange factor activity. The transcript is spliced from 17 exons. Gene Ontology annotation, cellular component: cytoplasm. Bases 1104 to 4304 code for a protein of 1066 amino acids. The record is from RefSeq and is a predicted model, not a curated record.